Messenger RNA from Solea senegalensis (Senegalese sole), 3243 nucleotides. It is a transcript of the gene csnk1g2b, whose product is annotated as casein kinase 1, gamma 2b. Gene Ontology annotation, molecular function: protein serine/threonine kinase activity; ATP binding. The record is from RefSeq and is a predicted model, not a curated record. NCBI's taxonomy places the organism in Eukaryota, Metazoa, Chordata, Actinopteri, Pleuronectiformes, Soleidae. The coding region runs from base 734 to 2083 and encodes 449 amino acids. Gene Ontology annotation, cellular component: cytoplasm; plasma membrane; nucleus. Gene Ontology annotation, biological process: signal transduction; positive regulation of canonical Wnt signaling pathway; endocytosis. The transcript is spliced from 12 exons.
CCAAACAGACUUGGUCCUUCUAAAUAACGCAAGAAUAAUUUGACUGGCCUUGUCCGCCGAACAAGUGACUGCAACGUUAUGUCUAGAUUUGUAUCGAACACACUCAUCGGCGGGGUUUUGUUGCAAGAUUUUAGUUUAUGUUUCACAAUUUGCUUUUGGAGGAGGAAUAUGGCUUACGUAGAGUGAACGCAGAUCUCCCAAUACCUCAGUACGAGACUUUCGCUGUACUCAUCUGUUGUCGCCUUGCAACAUGGAGUUUGCCUACCAUGUAACUGAAGGCUGACCAGAAGAAAGGAGGCCCCACUGAAGAUGUUCGCAGUUAGCCUUGUGGAUCCUGCUGGGUUUCGGAGUGCUUUUUUAUGACUAGUAUUGUAUGUGUGUCUUUGGGCACAGCCUAGCAUAACCUGCCUAAUCCUCAGGCAGGGAAAUGCUACUCUGAGACUUGUGGUGGAGAAACGUGAAAGAGGAGACCCUUAAGGAACGUAAAGGAAAAAGGGGAACCCUCAUCUAAAUAGCCGUUUGAUUUACACACAGGGAACUUAAGCUGAAGAUUGGGCUCAUUUUCCCAAUGGUCUUGUGAACAUUGCACAUUUUUAGCAGCAACAUCUUUCCUCUGUCCUCAAAGAUUUGUCUUCCUCCCUCUCCCUGAAGUGUCCUCUCUCAUUGUUAUUGGCAUUUCUAUGGUUUGCAUGGCUGGACAAUAACCGUGGAGAGGCCAGGGUAUCACAAGCUUAUGGAUUUUGAUAAGAGAGGGGGCAAGGGAGAGACAGAGGAAGGGAAAAAGAUGUCUAAGACAACAGGCAGCAGGACUGGACAUGGGGGCCGGAGUUCAGGGACCAAUUCUGGAGUGCUUAUGGUUGGCCCAAACUUCCGUGUGGGUAAAAAAAUUGGCUGUGGGAACUUUGGAGAACUGCGACUGGGGAAGAAUCUCUAUACUAAUGAAUAUGUGGCCAUCAAAUUGGAACCUAUAAAGUCGAGGGCGCCACAACUCCAUUUGGAGUAUAGAUUUUACAAACAGUUGGGAAAUUCAGAGGGAAUCCCUCAGGUGUAUUACUUUGGUCCUUGCGGGAAAUACAAUGCCAUGGUGCUGGAACUCCUCGGACCCAGUCUAGAGGACCUGUUUGACCUCUGUGACCGCACCUUCUCCCUCAAGACCGUCCUCAUGAUAGCCAUACAGCUGAUAACACGGAUGGAGUAUGUCCACACCAAGAGUCUGAUAUACAGAGAUGUGAAGCCAGAGAAUUUCUUGGUUGGGCGGCCAGGAAGCAAGAGGCAGCACACCAUCCACAUUAUUGACUUUGGUCUGGCCAAAGAGUACAUAGAUCCCGAGACCAAAAAACAUAUCCCCUACAGGGAGCACAAGAGUCUGACUGGGACAGCACGCUACAUGAGCAUCAACACACACCUGGGAAAAGAGCAAAGUAGAAGGGAUGAUUUGGAGGCGCUGGGUCACAUGUUCAUGUACUUCCUUCGAGGAAGCCUACCGUGGCAGGGCCUUAAGGCCGACACAUUGAAGGAGAGGUAUCAGAAAAUUGGGGACACCAAACGAGCGACGCCAAUUGAAGUGCUUUGCGAAAGCUUCCCUGAAGAGAUGGCCACCUACCUGCGCUAUGUGAGGAGGCUGGACUUCUUUGAGAAGCCUGAUUACGACUACUUGAGGAAGCUCUUCACUGAUCUGUUCGAUAGGAAUGGCUAUGUCUUUGACUAUGAGUAUGACUGGGUCGGCAAAUCACUUCCCACACCGAUUGGCCCGAUCCCCAGUGACACGCCCCUGCAGCCCAGCAGCAGAGACAAAGCACAACAGCAGACCAAAAACCAGUCUCCUGAGCCCAAAGGAAGUGAGUCUCAGCCCACUCCCGUGACCAAUAAGGAGACUCUGGGGUCGCACCUCACAGCUGAACGGCUGGGGGGUUCUGUUCAGGUGAUGAGCUCAACGAAUGGAGAGCUGAACACUGAUGAUCCCACAGCCGGACACUCCAACGCUCCCAUCACUGCUCCCACUGAGGUCGAAGUGGCUGAUGAAACCAAGUGCUGUUGUUUCUUCAAAAGGAGAAAGAGGAAAGCCCUCCAGAGGCACAAGUGAAACAAGAGAAUGGAGAGAACUUGAAAACAUUGCGGUCACUGUCAAGUUUUAAAUGGAAGCAACUUCACAGAUCCCCCCUUGCCUCUUUUUCUCUUUCCAGCUUCCCCUUCACCUCUUUACUCCUCUCACCUUGUUUCCCCUUUCACUUUGUACCCUGCCUCACUGCCCCACGCUCUCUGUCUCUCUCUCUCUCUCUGUCUCUCUCUCUCGAUCUCAGUGCUCCCCCUCCCCCCAGCUACUGACGAGUUAAAGGAAUGUUGCAGUCCUACUGACUCCACAACAGACUCUUGAUUCCUUUACUGAAGAAAAAUGAACGUACCUGCAUUACAACGGGGGGCUUGAGAGGAAAAAGUAAAAAAGCUGUAACAAUGAAACUCGAAUACCGUGGCGUGAAUAUGAAAAAAAGAUACUGUUUGAAACAGUUGUUGUAUUCUAGAUUCCAUAAAGAAGGUGUAUUGUUCCAACAGCCAACUGUUGAUCAGGGGAAUCAUGGAAGUGGUUCAAGUGAAAGAAAUCUGCUCCUUAGGAAAUUUUCUUGUUUUCUUGUUUGUUUUUUUCCUUCCUUUGGUGUGUGUUUUGGGAUCAAGGUAAAGAGGAAAAGGUGAACUAUGCUGAUGUUAAUCUGAGAGACACAGGAAGCAUUUCAUCUACUGUAUAAAACAGAAUUUGGAGGAUUUUAUGUAUUUUUUUUUUCUUAUUUUGUAAUUGAAUCCUCAGUUUUUUCCUGCAAAUUCCUGCAUUGAAAACUUAAUUUUAUGUUGUAGUGUUCUGGAGUUCCGUUCUUUUCCCUCACUCUGGCUUUCUUUAUGUUUGUCAACAUGGACUUUGUAGCACAGUCACUGGCCUCAGGUACUGUGGAAGAUUGAGAGAAACAGAUAUUAAGCUCUCUUAUUAUUAUUGCACUUUUGGAAAAAAAAAGAAAGAAAAGAAAAUGACAGUGGAAAAACUUUAGGUUUGAAAUUAACAGUUAAGAAAACAACUUAAUAAAGACUGAUCUAGGAAGAGUCCUUCACACCACUUAUAUCUGAGUUAUGGCCGAAACAUGUUGUUGAUUUACAUGAAAGGAGAAAGAUAUAUCUUUCAAUUUUUAUUUCUUACAUCAAAAUAAUUUACCAGGAAAUCAUAGUUUGUGCCUUUCUAAGUAAAAUGUUUAAAGCUCA